CUGAAAGCUAGAGAAAAGCGUAAAGGAGCCUGAAGAUUGACUUGUAACUCUGGGAACUGCUUAAAAGAAGAUAGAGUGCCAGAGAAGACCUUUGAAGUGUGAAAAUUUCUGAAGCUGAAACCAAAAUGUCUUUUAUAGAUCCUUAUCAACAUAUUAUAGUGGAGCACCAGUACUCCCAUAAAUUCACAGUGGUGGUAUUAAGAGCCACUAAAGUGACUAAGGGGACUUUUGGUGACAUGCUUGAUACUCCAGACCCAUAUGUGGAGCUUUUCAUCUCCACCACCCCUGAUGGCAGGAAGAGAACAAGACACUUCAACAACGACAUCAACCCUGUGUGGAAUCAGACCUUUGAGUUCAUUCUGGACCCUAAUCAGGAAAAUGUUUUGGAGAUCACAUUAAUGGAUGCUAACUACGUCAUGGAUGAGACUCUAGGGACAGCAAUAUUUCCCAUAUCUUCUAUGAAAGUGGGGGAGAAGAAAGAAGUUCCAUUUAUUUUCAACCAAGUCACAGAAAUGAUUCUGGAAAUGUCACUUGAAGUUUGCUCAUGCCCAGACCUACGAUUCAGUAUGGCUCUGUGUGAUCAGGAGAAAAUUUUCAGACAACAGAGGAAAGAGGUCAUAAAGGAAAACAUGAAGAAACUCUUGGGCCCAAAGGAUAGUGAAGCAUUGUACUCCACACGUGAUGUACCUGUGGUGGCCAUACUGGGCUCAGGUGGGGGUUUCCGGGCCAUGGUGGGCUUCUCUGGUGUGAUGAAGGCCCUGUACGAAUCUGGAAUUUUGGACUGUGCUACCUACAUUGCAGGUCUUUCUGGCUCCACAUGGUACAUGUCAACUUUGUACUCUCACCCUGAUUUUCCAGAGAAGGGGCCAGAAGAAAUUAAUGAGGAGCUAAUGAAAAAUGUUAGCCACAACCCACUCUUACUUCUUACCCCACAAAAGAUUAAGAGAUAUGUAGAGUCUUUAUGGAAGAAGAAAAGCUCUGGCCAGCCUGUCACCUUUACUGACAUCUUUGGGAUGCUAAUAGGAGAAACACUAAUUCAUAAUAGAAUGAACCUUACUUUGAGUAGUCUGAAGGAGAAGGUCAGUGCUGCGCGUUGUCCUUUGCCUCUUUUCACUUGUCUCCAUGUCAAACCUGAUGUAUCGGAGCUGAUGUUUGCAGAUUGGGUUGAAUUUAGUCCAUAUGAGAUUGGAAUGGCUAAAUAUGGUACUUUUAUGGCUCCUGACUUAUUUGGAAGCAAAUUUUUUAUGGGCACAGUUGUGAAAAAAUAUGAAGAAAACCCCUUACAUUUUUUAAUGGGUGUCUGGGGAAGUGCCUUUUCCAUAUUGUUCAACAGAGUCUUGGGAGUUUCUGGUUCACAAAAUAAAGGUUCCACCAUGGAGGAGGAAUUAGAGAAUAUUACAGCAAAGCAUAUUGUGAGUAAUGAUAGCUCGGAUAGUGAUGAUGAAUCCCAAGAACGUAAAGGUACUGAAAAUGAAGAUGCUGAAAAGGAAUAUCAAAAUGAUAAUCAAGCUAGCUGGGUCCAUCGUAUGUUGAUGGCCUUGGUGAGUGAUUCUGCUUUAUUCAACACCCGGGAAGGGCGUGCUGGGAAGGUGCACAACUUCAUGCUGGGCUUGAACCUGAAUACAUCUUACCCACUGUCUCCGCUGAGAGAUUUCACCACACAGGAAUCCUUCGAUGAUGAUGAUGAGCUGGAUGCAGCUGUAGCAGAUCCUGAUGAAUUUGAGCAAAUAUACGAGCCACUGGAUGUCAAAAGCAAAAAAAUUCAUGUGGUAGACAGUGGGCUCACAUUUAACCUGCCCUAUCCCCUGAUCCUGCGGCCCCAGCGGGGGGUGGAUCUCAUCAUCUCCUUUGACUUUUCUGCAAGGCCAAGUGACACUAGCCCUCCAUUCAAGGAACUUCUCCUUGCAGAGAAAUGGGCUAAGAUGAACAAGCUUCCUUUCCCAAAGAUAGAUCCGUAUGUGUUCGAUCGGGAAGGACUGAAGGAGUGUUAUGUCUUUAAACCCAAGAAUCCUGAUGUGGAAACAGACUGUCCAACUAUCAUCCACUUUGUGCUAGCCAACAUCAACUUCAGAAAGUACAAGGCUCCAGGUGUUCCAAGAGAAACCCAAGAAGAGAAAGAAAUAGCUGAUUUUGACAUUUUCGAUGAUCCCGAAUCACCAUUUUCGACUUUCAACUUUCAAUAUCCAAAUCAAGCGUUCAAAAGGCUCCAUGACUUGAUGCACUUCAAUACCCUGAACAACAUUGAUGUGAUAAAAGAUGCUAUCAUCGAAAGCAUUGAGUACAGAAGACAGAAUCCAUCUCGUUGCUCUGUUUCCCUCAGUAAUGUGGAAGCAAGAAAAUUUUUCAACAAGGAGUUUCUAAGUAAACCCACGGCGUAGUCUGAGUGUGGGAAGAUCAGCCUUUCCUAAUGCUGACGGUUACCUGUAAUUCCAUGACAACUGGAUUUAAAAGCACAGAUUGGACUGAACCUGAGAAAUUGGCUAAAUCUGCAGCUGUUCAUCCAUAUGGAAAUAAUGCUGUUACAAGUGGUGAGGUUGAUAAGUGGUGUGAAUCAUAUAGCACUGUAUUUAGUAACCAGUUACUGCCAGUAGGAAUUUCCUGAUAUCAAUUGUAGUUUUAAAUAUUUCUUACCAAGCUUCCUUGUUCCUUUCUCUUGUGUCUUGAUGUAGUUUUCUUUUCAAAUUAUUUAAUGGUUGAAUUUCAGUAAGUAAGGUUUC
Molecule: messenger RNA, 2717 nt
Organism: Dipodomys ordii (Ord's kangaroo rat)
Lineage: Eukaryota; Metazoa; Chordata; Mammalia; Rodentia; Heteromyidae
Gene: Pla2g4a
Product: phospholipase A2, group IVA (cytosolic, calcium-dependent)
Exons: 18
Coding region: 126-2378 (750 amino acids)
Biological process (GO): glycerophospholipid catabolic process
Cellular component (GO): cytosol; endoplasmic reticulum; Golgi apparatus
Molecular function (GO): calcium ion binding; calcium-dependent phospholipid binding
Source: RefSeq, a predicted model, not a curated record